CACAUUGCUAUCGUUGCAGAGAGUGCCUGUUGCUGUCUGAGAGAAGUUUCAGAGGUCGGGAUGGAGUUGCAGAGGAUGGAUGGCUGAGAUAGUACUUGGAUGGCAUGGGAGCGCGAUGGAUGGCAGACUGCCCCUUGGUAUUAACUGCUGACUCAUGUUUCGUUCCAGUAACUACCUCGGGACUCUCAAUGGCUGACGCAGGACGCGGACGUGGCGGAUUCGGACGCGGACGUGGUGGUGACCGGGGCAGAGGUCGCCGUGGACCCCGCCGCGGCGGUCGCAAGGAUGAGGAGAAGGAGUGGGUCCCCGUUACUAAGCUGGGUCGGCUCGUGAAGGACGGCAAGAUCAAGUCCAUGGAAGAGAUCUACCUCUUCUCUCUCCCCGUCAAGGAAUAUCAGAUUGUCGACUUCUUCUUGCCCAAGCUCAAGGAUGAGGUCAUGAAGAUCAUGCCCGUCCAGAAGCAGACCCGUGCCGGUCAGCGUACCCGUUUUAAGGCGUUCGUCGCCAUUGGUGACUUUGACGGUCAUGUCGGAUUGGGUGUCAAGUGCGCGAAGGAAGUCGCAACUGCUAUCCGUGGUGCCAUCAUUCUCGCCAAGCUGUCCGUCGUUCCCGUCCGGAGAGGCUACUGGGGUGCUAAGCUCGGUGAGCCCCAUACCGUGCCCUCCAAAGUCAGUGGCAAGAGUGGUUCCGUCAUGUGCCGUCUCAUCCCUGCGCCGCGUGGUACGGGUAUCGUCGCUGCUCCUGCCUCGAAGCGCCUGCUUCAGCUCGCGGGUGUUGAGGACGUGUACACGUCAUCGAAGGGCUCAACUGCCACAAUGGGUAACUUCUUGAAGGCUACUUUCACCGCUAUCACUAAAACAUACUCCUUCCUUACGCCUGACUUGUGGAGAGAGAUCCCCUUGUCCAAGGUGCCUUACGACGAGCACAGUGCUCACCUUCAGCUUACCGCGGGCAAGAAGGCAUAUUAGACUUCCGGCAUGCUGUAGUUACUUUUGACAUUUGUAUUUUCUAAAACCUCUUUUCCAUGCUAUGGUAUAGGAGACAUGCAUCUCGCCUUCGCGUCAUAUACAUUGGGAGAUCGGGGCUGGAUUAGUCAGUC
Molecule: messenger RNA, 1099 nt
Organism: Gloeophyllum trabeum ATCC 11539
Lineage: Eukaryota; Fungi; Basidiomycota; Agaricomycetes; Gloeophyllales; Gloeophyllaceae
Product: ribosomal protein S5
Exons: 3
Coding region: 189-968 (259 amino acids)
Biological process (GO): translation
Cellular component (GO): cytosolic small ribosomal subunit; ribosome
Molecular function (GO): structural constituent of ribosome; RNA binding
Source: RefSeq, a predicted model, not a curated record